This is a messenger RNA of Camellia sinensis, 1461 nucleotides long. NCBI's taxonomy places the organism in Eukaryota, Viridiplantae, Streptophyta, Magnoliopsida, Ericales, Theaceae. The record is from RefSeq and is a predicted model, not a curated record.
AUGAAGUUGAUAGACCACACGAAAGGCGUAACUGGAAUUGGCUUUGACGCUGAAACAGACAUGUUUCAGGCUUCCGAUGAAUGGUGGGAUCGUAUGGAACUGAUAAACAAGAGUUGUGAAAAGUUCAGGACUAAGACUUUGAAGCAUCGGGAGUUGAUGGAGAUUGUCUUCACAGGCGCUGCUGCAACAGGCAGACAUCAUUGGACACCGGGGGAAAGGACUAUCGAAGAUACCGAGGGAUCUUCUGAUUCGGUUCAAAGCCUUGGUAUGCGGUCUUUCGCAGAUCCAAUCCCUUCUGUUGGUAUUGACAUGGAUGCUGAGUCAUCAAUGGGAAGUGUUGAACCUGCGGUUGACCCCGACGCAAAAAGGAAAAGGAUGACUCCCGCAGGUUCAGGAAAGUCGAGGAAGCCGACUAGUGGAGCAUCUGCCAUAGCUGACAGCGUUAACAAUCUGAGCAAUGUUGUCCGUACUAAAAACCAAGAAGUUACUGUGAGGCACUUAACUGGGAAUGAGUUCUUGUACACAAUUUCAGAGUGCAUGGAAAGGUUGAAAUCCAUUCCUGCCUUGGUCGGUACACCGUUGUUCCACUUUGCAUCAUCUCUUAUGGACAACACUGAGUAUCGAGAGGUUAUGAUGUGCCAGCCUGAUGAUGACCAUAUUAUCGGGUGGCUUACGCAGAAUCAACUACAAAGGAGCACUGUAGCUCCAUUUGCGAACCUUUUUGGUGCACGGCGGGAUUGCAUCGGCGCAAUCGAUGGCACGCAUGUUGUUGCAAAAGUGAUGGGGCCUGAGGCAGCGACCUAUUUUGGACGCAAAUACUGUCACACACAAAACAUCAUGGCGGUUGUUGAUUUCAACAUGUGUUUUACGUUUGUAUCACUUGGAUGGGAAGGCAGUAUGCAUGACAGUAGAGUUUUUGCUGAAAUAAUAAACAAUGAAAAUGUGCCGUUUCCACAUCCGAAGGAAGGGAAAUAUUAUAUUGUUGAUUUGGGCUAUCCUAAUCGAACGGGUUACCUCGCUCCAUACAAGGGCCGCCGUUACCACCAAGAAGAUUUUCGGCAAGGUGCACGGAGCGUAGCGAACCCACGAGAAUUAUUUAACAAGGCACACUCGUCGGUGCGCAGUGUCGUGGAACGAACCUUUGGGUCGUGGAAAAGUCGAUGGGGUUUUCUAAAAAAUAUGCUUCGUUAUGAUUUUGCGACUGCGCAGGUGCAGUUAGUUGGUGCGUCGAUGGCAUUGCAUAACUUCAUACGGAGAAAUACGGGAAAUCCAACCAAUGUUCAACCCAUAGUAACAGAGGCUGACACGACAAACAUAAUCAAUGGCAUUCCGGUGCUUGCUCCUCCUGGAGGGGAUGGAGUAAUCAUUGAGGAUGAUGAUCCAGAUAUGGAACUUGUCCGAAAUGUCAUACGACAUCGUUCGGUACACAUGCGCAAUCACGGCAUGUUGGGAAAUAUAUAG